This is a messenger RNA of Haliotis rufescens (red abalone), 1624 nucleotides long. Its product is annotated as cholecystokinin receptor type A-like. The record is from RefSeq and is a predicted model, not a curated record. The transcript is spliced from 2 exons. Gene Ontology annotation, cellular component: membrane. NCBI's taxonomy places the organism in Eukaryota, Metazoa, Mollusca, Gastropoda, Lepetellida, Haliotidae. Gene Ontology annotation, molecular function: G protein-coupled receptor activity. Gene Ontology annotation, biological process: G protein-coupled receptor signaling pathway. The coding region runs from base 297 to 1484 and encodes 395 amino acids.
ACAGCGGCUGACACAUCUCACCUCCCAGCUUCCUCCUUCGUUUCCUCACAGCCCGACCCCGUAUGAUGGCCAAACACUGACUGGCCGUGAUGCAAUAGCCUGGCCGUGCUGGCUUGGUUGAGGGCUACACUAUUGAACUACACUGGCUUACGACAGCAACAAAUGAGGCAGAGUAAAUUUCAAAUAUUGUAAAAGUUAAUAAGUGUCGAACGGAAUUCCUACCUUGGAUUCUGCUGACUCGACCUCGGAAUAUCUAUCACUGAAGUUCAAAGACAACUCCGCUUUUGCUUCACAGGAUGGGAUCCUGUACACAGGAAGCUCUGCUCAGCAUGAAAAACAUGUCCCUCGAUCUGGUGAAAACGAGGCUAGAGGAAAUAGAGAACACCGAGCUGCCCUACAAGGUCCCCACCUUCAUCUUCCUGGCGUCUCUUCUCAUCUGCGGCAUCCCCGGUAACAUCGUCGUCUGCUUUGUCUACAACUUCAACUUCCCGUCCGGACCAUCCAAAAGUUUUAUUCUGGGACUUGCGUUGUUUGACCUGCAGGUGUGUUUCAUCGGUGUGCCCUUUGAAAUUGUUGAUCUCAAAACAGACUAUUUUCUCAAUAUCCCUUGGUUAUGUAAAGUAGUGAGAUUCAGUAACACCCUGGCCUCCGCGGGGUCGGUGUUGACACUGCUGGUGAUCGCCGUCUAUCGCUAUAAGAAAAUAUGCCUUCCUUUCAAGAAGCAAAUAACUAUGAAAGAGGUUCGACAUGCUUUCGCUGGAGUAGGAAUAUCCGCAUUAUUCAUUUCUUGGCCAGCUUUGGUUUUCUACGGCAACCAAACAAAAGUAAUUGGAGGUUACGAGACGACAGAUUGCUCCUUUGACAAUGUGUUCAUGGGGACGUUCUAUCCUCAGUUGUACCAGGUGUUUUUGGGGGUCUUGUGUUUCAUCAUGAUCGGCAUCCUCGUCGUCCUCUACACCCUCAUCGUUAUCCAGAUCAUCAGACAAAAACGUCGAGGACGGGCGCUUGGAUCUCACUCCGGCACCCUCGGUUCUCGUCUCGACCUCACAGAGGACACUAAGCACAAACCAGCCACCGGUUUGAAAAAAGGUUCCACGGCAAUCAGCGCGAGCAAGCUCAGUCUGGGCGGAGAGGUGACGUUCACGACGUUGGAGCGGAAGCAGGCGAAGCACGUGAAGAGGUCGCAGACAACCAUCAUGAUGUUGCUGGUGACCUUAGCGUUCAUCGUGUCCUACAUCCCCCACGUGGUGCUACAGAUGACGCGCAGACUGGACGGGGGAUUUGAGGCCAGGGUUCACUGUAACAAGUCAGCGUUAGCCGCUUAUAAACUCUUCCUCCGGUCCUUCUUCCUUAACAGUGCCAUCAACCCCAUCAUUUACGGCUUCUACAACACCAGAUUCAGGAGGGAGUGCAAGAGGCUGCUUGUGGGUUUGUUUCACAUCAGGAACCACAAGGUGCAAGUUAACACAGGAUCAAGUGACUAAACACAAACGUGUUGUUAUGUACGGGAGUAUGGUCUGUUUGUUUGUUUGUUGUCAACGCCGCACUCAGCAAUACUCCAGCUGUAUGACGGCGGUCUGUAAAUAAGGGAGUCUGGACCAGACAAUCAAGUGAUUGCAUCAUG